GCACAAUCCAAUUUAAUCCUCUCUCCACCGUUACACCUUCUACUCUCAUAUAUAUGUACGUAGUGGGCUCUUGUUAGCUGUUGGCCAUCAUAUAUCACGUUACGUUCUUCGAUCACGUAUAGUACCUCUUAUCUAUCUAUCUAAUCAAGCUCUAUCAAACAACUGCAUGCUAUCUGCUUAGCUACCUGAUAAACGAUGGCCAGAGUUCUGCUCUUCGGUUUUGUGUUGGUGUUUACCAUUGCUGUUCACGCUACAACUCUUGCCGAUUCUCGAUCCGUUCAUCUUAAAUAUGUCAACAAGGCCUUGGAAAAAGGAGCUGUUUGUUUGGAUGGUAGUCCGGCUGCAUACUACCAUGACAAAGGGGUGGGGGAUGGGCGUCACAAUUGGGUUAUUUACCUUCAAGGAGGAGGCUGGUGCUCUAAUCACACGGACUGCAAAAAUCGCUCCACCUCAGGCCUCGGAACUUCUACUCGUUUCAACAAAACUCUCGCCUUCGAUACUCCUUUUUUUAACAACAAUUCCAGCAGUAAUCCUGAGUUCUACAACUGGAACAGAGUGUUUGUUCCAUAUUGUGACGGAUCUUCGUUUACCGGAAACAAAGAAGCUGUUGAUCCGGUUACUAAUGUAACCUACAGAGGCUUCAGAAUCUUUGAGGCCACAAUGGAUGAUCUCAUGUCUAAAGGAAUGAAGAAUGCUCAAAAUGCGAUUCUUAGCGGAGGUUCGGCAGGGGGAUUGGCAGCUAUGAUUCAUUGUGACCGGUUUCGGGAUCUUCUCCCAAUUACUGCACGAGUCAAGUGCCUCGCAAUUGCAUCUUACUUUGUGCAUGAGGCACAUCUUGAUGGAAGCAAACAGUUUGAAGCAAAGUUCGAGGGGUUGAUUAGUUUACACGGAUCGUCCAAAGCAUUGCCUCCCCUAUGCACAUCAAGAAUGAAUCCGAGUUUGUGCUUCUUCCCUCAAUACUUCUUGCCGACUAUAAGAACACCUGUUUUUAUAGCAAUGUCGUCAUUCGAUCGAGUCCAAAUAAGAUAUAACUUAUGUCUGGAGGAUGAGGUUUGCCUAUUGCACAAUAAUUGCACUCAUGAACGGCUGAAGGCAAUGCAAGAUUUGAGGCAUUAUGUUCUUUCCAAGUUACCAAAAGCUUGUCCUUCUCAAAGGGGAGUGUGGAUUACUAGUUGCAUCGCCCAUGAUCUACCGUACUAUUGGAAAACGACUUAUGGCAAAGUUCUUAGCGGUUGGUUUAUUGAUGGAAGUUAUACUCAAGUAAUUGAGGAUUCAGAAAUACCAAGAAAUUGUAGUUCAGAAGGCAUCUCUCCCAUUUAACUGCGCCCAGGCCACAUUUAGUUUAAUUAAGUUUUCCUUACAACGUAACAAUGUACUGUUUGUGUUUGACCUACUUAUUUUUCUUCAUGGAGAUGAGGGACAUGCAUGGAUGCCCUGGCCUCAAGUCAUUAUCUCAUCCUUAAUCCUUAGUAAUUAAUUAAUUAACUCAACUCUCCUCUAAUCUCUAAUUCACCUUUUGUGAUUUAUAGAUCUUCUUGUGCACCUCCGAUAUACUUCGGGUAUAUCUAACUUUUCAUUACCACGUAUUAAUAUAAUCACUCUCU
This is a messenger RNA of Cuscuta epithymum, 1604 nucleotides long. The record is from the annotation of a GenBank genome assembly. NCBI's taxonomy places the organism in Eukaryota, Viridiplantae, Streptophyta, Magnoliopsida, Solanales, Convolvulaceae.